Molecule: messenger RNA, 516 nt
Organism: Echinococcus granulosus
Lineage: Eukaryota; Metazoa; Platyhelminthes; Cestoda; Cyclophyllidea; Taeniidae
Exons: 5
Coding region: 1-516 (171 amino acids)
Source: RefSeq, a predicted model, not a curated record
AUGGCAUUACAAACUAUCGGCGGUGUACUUCACCACGGUCCUCCAUCUGCCGCCCACCACGUGAAUCACAUACUUGCAUUAAUCACAAAAAUCGAUACCACCUUCUCAUUGGUGAAUGGGGCUCACGCGCAGGGUUGGCAAAUCGAUAAUCGCGGGUUAAAAAUCGAUGCCGGCAUCCGGUUUCGGGGUCUCAGCUUGCAGGUACCGCCCUGUCCUCGGAAGUCCAUACUACCUUCGCACUUGAUGCGCCAGAGACGCAACCGCUCUCUUGGCGAAAAACAAACACCAAUUAUCAGUAAGAAAUUCACUUCGCCAUUCAGUAGAUUGGCUCCCAUGGAGAUCCACCGACCUAAAAAGCUGGCGGUCCUCUCAUCUUGGUACCAGCUUGUCACUCCACCGCCACUUUGGUCUCACGGAUCUACAACACUGGAAAAACAUCUGGAUCAUAUUGGGAAACUGGAGAUGAAGGGGGUGCGAAUGCAGCUCCGUGACUCCGUCGUGGAGACCAAAACUUAG